UGUCAUUCAUUCUUUUGACUUUGAAAGUGAAGGAAUUUUGACGUGUUUUGCACUUUACCAUGACAUAUAAACGAAAAAAAUACCACCACGGUGACACUCAUCUAAAAAAGCGAUGGAGAUUGAGAAAUAGAAAGAAGGAUCUUGAUGAAAUCGAUAGCGAUUUAAAGGAGGAAAAUGCUGAAAAAUUACUAAAUCAAAACGUCGAUUUGGAUUUACCUGGUGCUGCUCAGCAUUAUUGUCUUCAUUGUGCACGUUAUUUCAUUGAUGAACAAGCAUUAUCUGAACAUUUUAAAACAAAAGUACACAAGAGAAGAUUGAAAGCAUUAGAGCUAGAGCCAUAUAGCAUAGAAGAAUCGGAACGCGCCGCUGGUCACGGUAGUUUUAAGUUUGCUAGUAAAAGAAAAAUAGUUACACAAAAUAAUAACACAGAUGUAAUAGACAAGGAUGGUGAUGUUGUGUUAGACGACAGUACAGCAAGUAAGAAAAAGAAAAUCGACGAAGAUGAUACGUAAGACAAUUCUAAGCAAUUUAUUAAAAUUAAGAGACUACAAUCUACUAAAUGUUAGAUAUUCAGCUCUAUUCAUAAAUGGACCAAAAGCUACUGAUACAUUUGUUUAUAUCACCCCACAUGUCGAUUUUCCCGAGA
Papilio polytes (common Mormon) is the source of this 646-nucleotide messenger RNA. Its product is annotated as zinc finger protein 593 homolog. The record is from RefSeq and is a predicted model, not a curated record. Lineage: Eukaryota; Metazoa; Arthropoda; Insecta; Lepidoptera; Papilionidae. The coding region runs from base 60 to 512 and encodes 150 amino acids. Gene Ontology annotation, molecular function: nucleic acid binding; zinc ion binding. The transcript has 2 exons.